Mercenaria mercenaria is the source of this 1231-nucleotide messenger RNA. RefSeq lists its product as uncharacterized. The transcript is spliced from 5 exons. The coding region runs from base 279 to 779 and encodes 166 amino acids. The record is from RefSeq and is a predicted model, not a curated record. Lineage: Eukaryota; Metazoa; Mollusca; Bivalvia; Venerida; Veneridae.
UUAUACGACAGUGGCGGUGUACAAAACCUAUUGUUAUUCAUUAUGUUUUAUUAAUAUGACUUGUCAAUGGUCAUAUAAAAAUGUAAGAUAAUUGUUUGUCUACUAAAGAACUGGUGACCUGCCUCCACUUUCAGUUAACGUAGUUUUCUAUACAGUGCCGGGAAACAGCACUAAGGAUAUGCAUAUGCACAUCGUCACAUUAAUUAGUUUGGAUAUGAAACAGCGCUUGUGAACAGAAAUACAUCUAGACAUCGAGAGAAAGCAACAUAGGCUAAACAAUGAGACGCAAAGGAUUUCUGGUUGCAAUGGUGAUUGUGUGUGUGGUUGACAGACUCGAAGCGGACCAUCCAAAGGACAAACUUGCAAAAGAACCAACAAAGCCUAGAGUUGGUUGUACAAAACUCCUCUUCGAAGGAAAAGGCGAUUUUCGUCUUCAAAAGAAAAUCUAUCCUGCACAGAACGUAAAGCAUUACAUUGAGUCUCUUAGACUUCUAAAGAGGACGUCGUUUUAUAAAUGUGAACCUCGGAUUGAGAAGUAUGGUAUCUCAGAAGAUGGUCAUUCCUGGUGGGUUGACAAAGGUUGUGAAGCUAUUUUUGAAGUGACGGAAUGUCCAAACAAUGGCAAAAUGCCCCCACCUGACACAUGGCGAACAAUGUACGAGGAGUUACGCAAGCGACUAAAAGAAGCCACACAGAAUGUUGAUUUAACAAACUUCAAUCUGAAUAGCGUUUUUAACAGGUUUGAGUAUCAACCCGAACCGACUGUCCAGAGGAACUAAAAUUUGUAACGAUUUCAGUAACAAUUUGAAGGAUAAAUGUGUUUUAUAGAGAUGAUUUAUUAAGUAAAAAUAAAAUGAUUUAUAUUGGAGGUAACACUUGAAGGAAAUCAAGUUUCGUAAUCAAAAUACUUGUAUUAUAACAGUAACUUGGAAAGUUAUGCACUUCAGGAGUAUACAUAACUCACAUAACAGACGUAACAUGUAUCCGAUUUCUUUCAUUUGCUAAACACAGUGUUGCUAUAUAAUACCUAACUGCUAUAAACUCUUGAUGGAUGCACAUAAUGCCGAAGAAAACAGUAUUUUAAAGUAUAUAUUGCUCUAAAUAUAGUGAACAUUUAUUUUAUCUGAUAUUUUCUUGUUGAAUUUUUGUAUAAAUGUGUUAUUUUUAUAUGACAGAUUUUGUAAUUUUAUACAAUCUGCAAUAAAUGGUGUAGUUAAAUGUGAAAACAUGA